Molecule: messenger RNA, 1659 nt
Organism: Bursaphelenchus xylophilus (pine wood nematode)
Lineage: Eukaryota; Metazoa; Nematoda; Chromadorea; Rhabditida; Aphelenchoididae
Source: the annotation of a GenBank genome assembly
AUGUCGUUGAAAUCACCGCUGAAACGGCUGUCCGACAGCCCUUCCGAAGCAAGUUUAGCGGUAGCUGAAACCUCAAGAAUUCCGGAGAUGUCGCAGCUCUUUGACAGUUCCGAUCAUCCGCCAGUUCAGCCGCGAUCCCCCCGAGUUUUCACGGCCGAGAAAAAGCUGGAAGUCGUGGCGUUCGCGAAGAAGUCGUCGAUCAGAGCCGCUUCCAAACAUUACGGAAUCGACCGGAAGAGGAUACGAGAAUGGCGAGAUCGAGAGGACCUGUUGAGGUAGGGGAAUACAACGACAAAUAUAUUAUGUAUCUAUAGUAUUAGUCUGUCGGGAAAGUUAUGAGCACAGUGUCGUAAUCGCGUCGUUGAAGUAAAAAGCAAUUUGAUUUUAUCGUGACGCAAUUCAUUUUCUCUGCGGCGAUGCGACUUUCGAUGCGACGGAGUGCACAUUAUUUUCCCGACAGACUGGUAUUUUCAUAAAGUGCAUGGCCAUUAUUUCGCUAGCGCAUCGCACGGUGCAGCACAGUGCAAACCUCAAAAAAGCCGUUUGCACUGUGCAGACUUUUGCGCAAAGCCGCCGCGGAACCGCACAGCGCUUUAGAAACGUUUUCUUACGCUUGUCGCCAACGCACAGUGCAUUUCCCUCUUUUCGCACUCAAAAAAAAAACCCGUUUUGCACUGUGCAAAUUUCAGGUGCCGUUUCGCAGCGAUAUUUCAAAUGCACAGUGCAAAACUCCAAAAAAGAUGAGAUGCACGGUGCAAAAGGGGGGUUUUUAUGGUUUUUUAUGCACGAGUUUUCUCUCGCACUCAAACACGGUGUGUGGGAGAAAAAUCAAUUUUUAGCCACAUCUUUGUCAUUUUCGCAUGGAAAAAAUUGAUUUUUUGUGGAAACAUUACCCUCUGUGGUAGAAAUAGGCAUGAAAAAUUUUGUCCCAAAAUUCGCUAAAAAGUGUCACAUUUCUGGCAACUUUCGACCUAAAAAUCUCGGUUGUUUAUGCAAAGCGCGAGUUAGAAGUCUUGCAUGUCUCAUAGAACAAAUUAUUCUAAAUUUGUGAAAAAUAAAAAAAUUGCUUUCAGACAAAUGGACCCGAAUCAAAAGCGCGCCAAAGGCGCGGGUCGGCCCGUCAAAUCCAAGGACUUCGACCGCACAAUCGCCGAAUUAGUGGAGAAUGCGGCCAGAUCGGGCGCCAAAAUCAAUCGGCGCUUCAUCCUGGAGAAGGCGACCGCCAUUCUGACGGAGAAAGCGCCGGAAAACGGGGUCGACUUGAAGCUGAGUCACGGCUGGAUGGACUCCUUUCUGAAGCGACAUCAACUUAUUCGGCCAAAGAGCAAAAGUUUGGACGAAAAAUUCGCGAGAAUGGGCGAGGAUUCGAUGACAAUUCAAGAUUUCCUAAAUGGCCUCGAGCUGCCGGCUUGCAGCGGGAAGGAGAGGCCGGAAAGUCCAACAUUGGACUGUCUACAGUGGCUACUGGAAGCAUGCCGUAAAAUUGAGGCCGGGAAUUUGGAGCAGAACGAAGAAAAAAUGGGAAAAAUGGAAGGAAAUGAGAGAAAAUGCAUUAUCCAUGAGGAAAAGGGGGAGAAAGCCCUUGAAAUUGACGGAGAACUGAAAGAAAAGAGGCUAAAAUACGAUGGAAAUGGGUUUUCUGUUAAAAAUGAAGAGUGA